AUGUCCCUCGUCCCAGCCCGUGUCCCCUGGUCCCAGCCCGUGUCCCCCUGGCCCAGCCAUGUCCCUGGUCCCAGCCUGUGUCCCUGGUCCCAGCCUGUGUCCCGUGGUCCCAGCCAGUGUCCAACCAGCCCAGCCAUGUCCCUGGUCCCAGCCCAUGUCCCCCUGGCCCAGCCAUGUCCCUGGUCCCAGCCUGUGUCCCGUGGUCCCAACCAGUGUCCAACCAGCCCAGCCAUGUCCCUGGUCCCAGCCUGUGUCCCCUGGUCGCAGCCCAUGUCCCACCAGCCCAGCCGUGUCCCCUGGUCCCAGCCGGUGUCCCCUCAGCCCAGCCAUGUCCCCUGGUCCCAGCCCGUGUCCCCUGGUCCCAGCCCAUGUACCCCCAGCCCAGCCGUGUCCCCUGGUCCCAGCCCGUGUCCCCUGGUCCCAGCCAUGUCCCUGGUCCCAGCCCGUGUCCCCCCAGCCCAGCCCGUGUCCCCCCGGCCCAGCCGUGUCCCCUGGUCCCAGCCCGUGUCCCCUGGUCCCAGCCAUGUCCCUGGUCCCAGCCCGUGUCCCCCCAGCCCAGCCCGUGUCCCCCCGGCCCAGCUGUGUCCCCUGGUCCCAGCCCAUGUCCCCCCAGCCCAGCCGUGUCCCUGGUCCCAGCCCGUGUCCCCCUGGCCCAGCCGUGUCUCCUGGCCCCAGCCCGUGUCCCCUGGUCCCAGUCCGUGUCCCCCCAGCCCAGCCCGUGUCCCCCCGGCCCAGCCGUGUCCCCUGGUCCCAGCCCAUGUCCCCCCAGCCCAGCCGUGUCCCUGGUCCCAGCCCGUGUCCCCCUGGCCCAGCCGUGUCUCCUGGCCCCAGCCCGUGUCCCCUGGUCCCAGUCCAUGUCCCCCCAGCCCAGCCGUGUCCCUGGUCCCAGCCCGUGUCCCCUGGUCCCAGCCCGUGUGCCCCCAGCCCAGCCGUGUCCCCUGGUCCCAGCCUGUGUGCCCCCGGCCCAGCCAUGUCCGCUGGUCCCAGCCCGUGUCCCCUGGUCCCAGCCAUGUCCCCUGGUCCCAGACUAUGUCCCCCCGGCCCAGCCAUGUCCCCUGGUCCCAGCCAUGUCCCCUGGUCCCAGCCAUGUCCCUGGUCCCAGCCCAUGUCCCCUGGUCCCAGCUGUGUCCCCUGGUCCCAGCCCGUGUCCCCCCGGCCCCAGCCAUGUCCCCUGGUCCCAGCCCGUUUCCCCCCGGCCCAGCCAUGUCUCCUGGUCCCAGCCCGUGUGCCCCCGGCCCAGCCGUGUCCCCUGGUCCCAGACUAUGUCCCCCCGGCCCAGCCAUGUCCCCUGGUCCCAGCCCGUGUCCCCCCGGCCCAGCCGUGUCCCUGGUCCCAGCCCGUGUCCCCCCGGCCCAGCCAUGUCCCCUGGUCCCAGCCCGUGUCCCCCCGGCCCAGCCAUGUCCCCUGGUCCCAGCCAUGUCCCUGGUCCCAGCCCAUGUCCCCUGGUCCCAGCCCGUGUCCCCCCGGCCCAGCUCAACCCACGCUGCUAGGUUUGCCAGCUGA
This is a messenger RNA of Felis catus (domestic cat), 1503 nucleotides long. RefSeq names its product vegetative cell wall protein gp1. Bases 1 to 1503 code for a protein of 500 amino acids. The record is from RefSeq and is a predicted model, not a curated record. The transcript has a single exon. NCBI's taxonomy places the organism in Eukaryota, Metazoa, Chordata, Mammalia, Carnivora, Felidae.